Molecule: messenger RNA, 1830 nt
Organism: Stomoxys calcitrans (stable fly)
Lineage: Eukaryota; Metazoa; Arthropoda; Insecta; Diptera; Muscidae
Exons: 2
Coding region: 1-1830 (609 amino acids)
Source: RefSeq, a predicted model, not a curated record
AUGAAUCAAACACUGAAUCAUACACUGUUCACAGCAGAUCCGCCGCGCUUUGAUAAAAUUCCUCAAGAUGGGGACAUUGAUUUUUUUGUAGCCGACUCCUUGAGGUAUCUGAUACAACAUGUGUUAAGAAAUAUUGCCAACUCGUUUGUGGUGACCAUAUCCACAACGUUUCCAAGACCUGAAUUGUGGUUUCACGAUGUCAUGGCUAUGCUCUUUGCCACUUGGGGCUUUAUGGCCGUUCAAAUUGUGGUGCACGAUAGGAAGUAUAUGGAUGUCGAAGUCCCAGGAAGACGUUUCUGCAACAUGAUCAUGGUGGAUUCCUAUGACAAUCUGCGACGCACCAACAUCUCCAAACACAAUAGCCUAUUCGAUAGUGAGGAAUAUUACAUUAUAUUCCUACAAAUCCGUGACACUUGGAUGCCACUGGAGAGAGAGCUGAUUUUACAGCAUUGCCUCGAUAACUAUUGGCUGCAUUGCAAUCUCAUGACUCAGAAUAGACACAAGGAAGUUUUGGUGCAUACCUACUUUCCGUUCCAGGAAAACAAUUGCUACAAUACCGAACCGGUGUUGAUUAAUAAAUUCGAUGGCGAACGCUAUGUGAAUGAUGUAAUGUUUCCAGAUAAACUAAGAAAUCUACAUGGCUGUCCUUUGAAGUUGAGCACCUGGGAAGUUCCUCCGUUUAUCAUCUAUCAACCGAAUGCCACGGAAACUUUGAGUGGCUUGGAGAUGUACAUUUUGCAAUCGCUGCGAAAGGAUUUGAAUUUUACUAUGAUUGCGGAAACAGUAGCAAAUGGUAUCAAUUUGGAUACGAAUCGUGUGGAGGCUUUCGAAUUGCUCAACGAUCGUAAGACCAACAUUACUGCUGGCUUCUUUCGACGCACUGCCGAAAGAGAUGCCAUAGCCAGCCCCACCUAUGUGACCUUCAAUCUACCAGUGGUUGCUGUUAUACUGCGCCGCCAAAACGAAUAUCAAUCACUGGAAGUUUUAACGUUCCCCUUCGACACCACCAGUUGGCUAUUGUUGAUACUGAGUUCCCUUAUACUCAUGGCCAUUAAUAAGAUUAAGCGACGACCCCGUCGUUCUUAUGUCAACAGUUGGCAAAUUGUGGAAGCCCUACUGGGAAUGCCAUCACAUGAAAUGCCCGAACGAUUAUCUCUACGAGCUACUCUGAUGAUUUGGACAUUGUCAACUUUGAUACUUCGUUCUGUGUAUCAGUCUCUGCUGUUCUAUCUCUACCGCACACGCUUCUAUCGUGAACCCCCAAAUUCAUUGUCGGAGUUGGCUGAGUCUGGCUACAGGGCUGUGUGCACCAUACGAUCUGAGCCAGUUCUGGAUUUUAUUCCCCAAUUUAUGGACAAAUCUUUGCACCUGACCGUGCUCAACACCACCAAUGAAAUGGAGCCUUUGCUGUAUUUGGAAACACAUCCUGAGGAAAAUAUUGUGGCCAUAUCGGUGGCCGACACUGUCUACUAUUAUGUGCAGAAGAUGUUAAGCUUGGACAAUGUAUUUCUCAUACUCGAUUUUAGAAUCAACGAUCAGCAGGUUAGCUACUAUGUACCGAAGCAUUCCUAUCUCAUCGAUAGGUUCAACAAAUACAUACUGACCUUUCAUCAGACGGGUUUUUUGGAAUAUUGGCGAAAAAUGUCGCUGGAGUCAUAUCGCGUUUUGAGUGGUUCUGAUGGUACCGAAUAUGAAAAUGAGUUGCUUAUCGAUAUGAAACAAUUUAUGGGUUUCAUGUCAAUUCUUUUGUUUAUGCAUUCGGUGGCCUUAAUCGUAUUCAUCCUGGAAAUGCUAUCGAAGAGAUAUGCUUUUUUGCGGAAGUUUUUAUAA